CUGCGGUUCAUGCUAACGGAUGGAGAUGAGUAACACCUGACUCGGUGGCAGAGGAUGGACUUCACCGAGUGUCACGGAGACACCGUGUCCAGUGUCGCUGCUGCGGCCCGGUCCGGCUGCAGGGAGCGGGUGAGGAGGCUGAUAACCGGAGGCCACAGCCUGGACUGUCGGGACAACCGCGGCUGGGUCGCUCUGCACGAGGCUGCAGCCGCUGGAAGUGCAGGAUGUGUGCAGGAGAUUUUAUCUGCUGCCGGCGGAGGCUCCUCACAUGGCUGCCGUGCGUAUGUGAACUCUCAGACACAUGAGGGGGAAUCUGCAUGUUACCUGGCAGCGCAGCGUGGACACCUGGCAGUGGUCCGACUCCUCCUGAAAGCACAUACCAACAUCAACCAGCUAACAAACGACUUGUCCUGUCCUCUGUAUGCAGCUGUAGAUGGCGGACACAAGGAGGUUGUGGAACUGCUGGUUCGUAAAGGUGCAGAAGUCAACAGAACACACACUUCAUCAUGCUGGACCUGCCUUCAUCAAGCUGUUUUCAAGGGUCACAGUGAUAUUGUGCGCACUCUGGUUAAUGUCUGCAACCUGGAGGCACUAGACGACCACAAUAUCUCGCCUCUCUUUGUGGCUGCUCAGUAUGGACAGCAGGAAUCCCUUGAAAUUCUCAUUAAUGCAGGUGCCAAUGUGAACAUCCAGGCAGCUGAUCUAGCCACACCCCUGCUGAUCGCCUCUCAGGAGGGCCACCAGGCAUGUGUGGAUUUGUUGUUGGACCAUGGGGCCGAUCCUAACCAAGACUGCAGUAAUAACUGGCCGCAGCUUCCCAUUCAUGCUGCUGCUGAGUUUGGUCAUAUCGG
Paralichthys olivaceus (Japanese flounder) is the source of this 851-nucleotide messenger RNA. NCBI's taxonomy places the organism in Eukaryota, Metazoa, Chordata, Actinopteri, Pleuronectiformes, Paralichthyidae. The record is from RefSeq and is a predicted model, not a curated record.